AUGCUCGAGGGCUCCAGCAGGCGCCGUUCCCGCCUGCGCAAUCCCUGGGCCUGGUCCCUUACCACCCUUCUCACUGCUCUGCUCGGAUUCGCCCUGUUGCUCCUCAUGCUGCAUUCCUUCAUGACCCGCCAGCUCGAUCAAAAGGGAUGCCGCAUGUGCUACAUGCGCCCCGCCUUUGUCAAGUUUCCCGAGUUCGACACCGAACACACACGCUUUGCCUCCAAGUACUCGUUGUAUCUCUAUCGCGAGGGUGGGAUAGACGAGGACCCUCGAGUCAAAGGCGUGCCAGUGCUCUUCAUCCCCGGGAACGCCGGCAGCUACAAGCAGGUGCGUCCCUUGGGAGCCGAGGCGGCCUCCUACUACCAUGACGUCCUCCGCCACGACGUGGGAGCAAGCAAGGCGGGGAAACGGCCAUUGGACUUCUUCACAGUCGACUUUAAUGAAGACUUCACUGCCUUCCACGGCCAGACUCUGCUGGACCAGGCCGAGUACCUCAAUGAUGCCAUUGCCUACAUUCUCUCCCUCUACCACACGCCAGCUCGGUCCUCUCGCCACGGAAACCUGCCCGAUCCCACGUCCGUAAUAAUCAUUGGGCAUUCCAUGGGAGGUGUGGUAGCUCGCACCAUGGUGACUAUGCCCAACUACCAGGCCAGCUCCAUCAACACCGUCGUCACUCUCUCCGCGCCGCAUGCCAGACCUCCUGUGUCAUUCGAUGGCGACAUUGUGCGCACUUACAGGGGCGUGAACGACUAUUGGCGCCAGGCCUACUCGCAAAAAUGGGCUAUUGACAAUCCCCUAUGGCACCUCACCCUUAUCUCCAUCGCUGGCGGUGGAUUGGACACGGUGGUACCGUCCGACUACGCCAACAUAGCGUCAUUGGUCCCGGACACUCACGGUUUUACCGUCUUCACGUCGACCAUGCCGAAUGUGUGGACCGGCAUGGAUCACCUAGCUAUCACGUGGUGCGAUCAGGUUCGCAAAACCGUAGUGCGAGCGCUCUACGAUAUCAUCGACGUCUCAAGGCCUAGCCAGACACUUCCUCGUGCUGAACGUAUGCGUGGCUUCAAACGGUGGUUUUUGACCGGCCUGGAAGACAUCGCUGAGAAGAAUCUGCCGCAUUUGGAAGCCAGGACCCUGUUAACCUUGGAAGACGACUCUAAUGCCAUCAUGAAGCAAGGCGAAAGUUUGGUGUUAAGGAGUCUCGGCCGAUCCAAACAGAGGCCGAAGCCAUAUCUGCUACCGAUCCCGCCCCAAGGAGCCGACGAGAAGAAAUUCACUCUCCUCACCAACGAGCAGCUUGAUGCCGCAGGCGAACAUGGAAAGCUGGAGGUGCUUCUCUGCAGUGUGUUUCCACUUCACCCUGGCCAGUCUGCAGCGCUAUUUUCCAUGAACUUGGAUUUGUCUGGCGAUAGUUCUGGCUCUACGCGGCUUGCUUGCAGAAAUGUCCUUCCGGACGUCAUCACCCUGCCUGCGUCGUCACAGCAAUCCACCUUCCCAUUCAAGUCAGACGAAAGGCCGUUCUCUUAUCUGCAGUACGAUCUUGAACAACUCGCCGAUCAUCAAUUCGUAGCUGUCGUUGACAAGUCCGGCCACCACGGUACCGGCUGGGUAGUGGCUGAAUUCAGCAGCACUUCAGAGUCGGUGCACCCAUUGCGAGUGGGUGUGCAGCGCCUAAUGACCACUGGCUUGAGACUGCGGUUACCACCAUCUCGCCCACUGAUGACCGAGUUGCAGAUCCCAGCCUUGCACUCCAGUCUCUUGGCCUACAAGCUCCGUAUCUCCCGGCAUGCCUGCGACAUGGGAGAACUGUUUGCCCCACUCCUGCGUCAGUUCGUCACGGAUGUCCAUGAGAGCAAGUUCUUCGUCAACGUUAGGGAUGCAGACAUCAAUCUCCAUGGCGUUGCGCCUUAUAUGCCGCCUUCGUUCUUCGCAAGGAACCCAUCCAAUGGUGUCUCACUCCAGCUGUGGUCUGAUCCCACCUGCGAUAAGCCCAUGGAGGUGUCCCUACACCUUGAUCUGGCUGGCAGCAUAGGCAAAUUGUGGAUGCGGUAUAGAAUUGUUUUUGCCGCAUUUCCCCUGUUUGUCGUGGCAAUGGUCGUCCGACAUCAGUUCCGGUUUUAUGACGAGACCGGCAUCUUCAUGAGCUUCACUGAAAGCAUGAACAACUGUCUACGAUCAUCGUUACCGCUCGCCAUUGCGGCCUUGACCUUCCUAUCAAUUGUGCUCCCGGGUGCUCAAUAUGAACAUACUCUGGCUGAUCGAUGGCUUCUCGCUCGGAAGGGAUCCAAUUCCACUGAUGUGCUGCACUAUGCGAACAACGAACUCCUCAUUGGCCAACAGGAUGCCUUUUUCUGGUUUCUGGUUCCCUUGUUCAGCCUGAUGUGCAUCGCCAUCUGCAUUGCCGUCAACUACAUGGUUCUCGGCCUGACCUAUGUCCUGGUCUCCCUCCUCUCGCUUGUGCGCCCACCUUCUUCUCGAGUUGAGGAAGUUCGAAGGACACCUACGGCCUUCGGCAUCACCUCCACUCAACAGCGUGUCAUCACGACCUGUAUUCUGCUCUCUUUGGUUUCAACGUUGAUCCCGUACCAUUUUGCAUACCUGGUGCUCUGCAUGGUGCAAAUUGCAACCUGUGUGCGGGGGUACAAGUUGGCAAUAGACUCGGGUCUUGACACGAACUUCAACUUCUACAAUUACGUCCAUUCGACGCUAAUUCUUAUGAUAUGGAUUCUUCCGGUCAAUCUUCCAGUUCUUGUCGUCUGGGUCCGGAACCUUGCUCUCCACUGGUUGACGCCCUUCUCCUCCCACCACAACAUCCUAUCCAUCAUGCCACUCAUCCUCCUUGUCGAAACACAGAGCACUGGUCGUAUGGUCCCACCUCUUCACUCGCGAUUCAAUGUACUUACAAGUACUCUCCUCUUUGCGAUUGGGGCAUACGCUGCCAUCUAUGGGGUCUCGUACGCCUAUGUUUUGCACCACCUCAUCAACAUCCUAGCAGCUUGGUUUGUCUUGAUUCACUUCGACGCUUCGUAUCUAUCCGCAAGGCGGAUAAGGAACACACUGGAAAGCAUGGGAACAGGCAGUUCGGUCAAAAAACAACCCUGA
Molecule: messenger RNA, 3102 nt
Organism: Westerdykella ornata
Lineage: Eukaryota; Fungi; Ascomycota; Dothideomycetes; Pleosporales; Sporormiaceae
Product: GPI inositol-deacylase-like protein
Exons: 3
Coding region: 1-3102 (1033 amino acids)
Biological process (GO): GPI anchor metabolic process; endoplasmic reticulum to Golgi vesicle-mediated transport
Cellular component (GO): endoplasmic reticulum
Molecular function (GO): phosphatidylinositol deacylase activity
Source: RefSeq, a predicted model, not a curated record